This is a messenger RNA of Thalassophryne amazonica, 1240 nucleotides long. RefSeq lists its product as uncharacterized. The transcript has 5 exons. The record is from RefSeq and is a predicted model, not a curated record. Bases 11 to 751 code for a protein of 246 amino acids. NCBI's taxonomy places the organism in Eukaryota, Metazoa, Chordata, Actinopteri, Batrachoidiformes, Batrachoididae.
AGUAUCAAGAAUGGGGGACGGCGCCAUGACAAAGCCUCUUGGGUUUUGUUUAAUUGUCACAGCUCACAUGCUUCACAAUGGCUGCUCUCACCAAACAGACGUCAUUGGAAUCCUCAACAAGAACAUCAUCCUGGAGUUCCAAUUUCAGAACUUCACAGACAUCAGUACUUCUUCAGUUUACACAGAACACACAAGAAAGAUUGCAGACUGUACAAAGGACAAAAAUUGCUCAGGAUCAAACACUUGUGUUUUUAAUCAUGUGCAUGCUGCUGUAUUUUACUGCAUCAUGAAUCUCACAGACAACCACAGUAAGAUUUACUGGGCGACUUUGUUCCCAAAGUCAGGAGAAAUGAAGCACAGCAAUCAUAUCCACUUGAUUAUCCGAGAGGACAACACAACCAGCAGAGGUGCUCCAGUACCACAGAACAACACAAGCAAUGGGGAAAAUGAAGGUUCCAAUGCCUUUUUAGUUGAUAUCAGUUUUGUUGCUGCAAUUUCAUUUCUGGCAUUUUUAGUUGCUCUGCUUCCUUGGUUCAUCUGGUGCCUCGUGAAAAACAAAGAGCAUCAUCAACAGCAAAUUCCUAAUCCAAUACUACAGGAAACAGUUGUGGCUUCCAUCAAUUUGCCAGCACCAUCACCCAUCUACAGCAUCUUGGAUUUUCCCAAAAGACCUCAUGCAGCGCUGGAGAUUCAGCCAACUGAGACAGAGUAUGCUGCUGUCAGCCAUCUACCAAAAAAGCGUAGACUGUGAUGCCCUCUAAAUGUAUACCUGAUUUUUCUUGGAUAAAAUGCCACAUUGUAACACAAUUGCAAUCUGAUGAUUUCAUCUAAUGCCUAUUUAACAAAGGAGCAACUAGAGCACCGCGCAAACCUCCUCCAACACUAGUUUCCAUUUCCGCAAAUUUAUACCUUGGAGAAAAUUUUCAAGGUCCAAGUCCUGUUAGAAAUGACUUCAUAAGCUAAGCUACAACACAAAAUAUAGAUCAAAAAGGGCUUUUCAGUGUUAAAAUCAAAUAAAUCCACAAUCUGGAGCAGGGACCUCAUGGACAAAGCGUGCAUACGCACAAAAACGUGGCAUUGCCUGUCUCUAUGCCAACAUUCAGAUGUAUCAAAAGUUAAAUGACCGUGGAUUUGUGUGGUGUGUCACGCAAAAAUCCUAGCUGGCGUUCACACGUUUCUACAGCUUAUUGUUCCUUUGCCAACAUGUAGAGGUGAUGCUGGAAACUGUGAAUUGUGUGAA